AUGUCAGAGAAUGGGAAGCUCAGCGUGUUUCUCGUGAGCAAUAGGAGACUGAUUCCCACACCAAUACUUGGCGUGUUGAUUGUCAUCACCGUCAUCCUUAUCGUCAAAAAGUACGACUUGGUAAACGUUGUUCAGCACUUGUCACCCUAUCGGCAGUUUAUCACUGAUAAUGGAAACCGGGUCUUUAACAAUUUUGAAUUUGACCCGACGGAAAGGUUCAACUAUGAGGAGAACAUGAAGUGGGUUGCUGCCGUCGUCUUGGGCUUGACCUUCAUUGCAAGUUUGUUAAUUGCAUUGUGA
Molecule: messenger RNA, 300 nt
Organism: Lodderomyces beijingensis
Lineage: Eukaryota; Fungi; Ascomycota; Pichiomycetes; Serinales; Debaryomycetaceae
Source: the annotation of a GenBank genome assembly